Osmia lignaria (orchard mason bee) is the source of this 4156-nucleotide messenger RNA. The record is from RefSeq and is a predicted model, not a curated record. Lineage: Eukaryota; Metazoa; Arthropoda; Insecta; Hymenoptera; Megachilidae.
CGUCGACGUGUAUCGUCGGCCGCAGUUAGACCGAGUCCGCUCGCGCAUUCACAUUAAUUUCGAAUCCGCGCUUGUGCUCUCUCUCUCUUUUUCUCUCGGCCGGCUCUCCCGACUUGCCGGCUCGAUCCUCCUCGUCGAUCCUCGCCGAUCCUCGCCGAUCCUCGCCAAUCCUUGCCAACGUGGACCAACGUGGACCAACGGUGUAUCCGCUGACGGGAAAAGAAAUGCCCGUGAAUUCGAGUUCGUUUAACGCAAGUACGUCGAGGAGAGAGGAUACGUCGUGAGAGAUCCAGUUGAGUUUUAUAUUCGUCGUCGGGUGUCAUUUGUUGAUCGUCGAACACUUUCGAGCUGGCUCGUGUGUAUCUAGUCGGUUCAGGAUCGAAGGAUACCAUUCGCGUAAGGACACUGAGAGUCAAAGUGUAGUACGAGUGUUGAUCGAAAAGUAUCCGCAAUUCUAAUCCUCUGUGCGUCCUUAGGGGCUACCUUGAAGAGAUAAAUCUUCUUCAGAGACACCUUGUAUAAUAUAACAGUCUGUUUUCAUACGGUUCUGUUCGCGUUUCCUGACUUGUAACUUCUCGUGACACAGGCUGGGGACUCGUUUUAGUUGUCCUGUUACCGUUGUUAAAGUAGUUCUUCCAUAAAAAAAUGAUUUAAGCUAAAGUUACCCUAUUUACCCUAUUUCCUCGAGGAAAUCGUGGAUACUUUUCGAUCGACUCUCGAGGAAUUGGCUCGUGUUGAAUCGACAGCGAAAGUGCACGAUGAACAUUGCACUUGUGCCAGAUACCGCACGUGAUCGUUUCACGGAGAACGGAGGAAAACCGGAGGAAAAGGAUGCGUUUCUGCGUGGAUCGCGAAGAGACGGAGAAAACGUGUAGACGCGCGAAGGAGCCAGUGUGUAUUGAUGUGCAGUGAUCAGGAAGUUGGUGAACGCCGGAAGUAAGGUCUUCGAACGAGUUCGUUGAACGAAGGAGGAAGGAUCGAGCCAGUUCACCCUCGUGAGAAACCUUGUCCGUCCUUUUUUUUUUUUUUAUUUUUUUUUAUUUUCCUCAUUAAUACGCGCGUGACAAGUGAACCUUUUAACCUUUCGACGUCGUAAUGACACCGAGAAUGGAAAUAUGAGGACUGUGGAAGAUCGUCUACUCGAUCGACGCAGCUCCAGUCCUGUCGACCAUAAAUGACCGAUGUGACGCAGCCCAUCAGGAAUAUUUUCACGCAAAAUGAUUCGUGCCCUUGUCCUUCUGUGCAUGGCCAUUCUACCUCUCGUACGAUGCCACAAGAUCCACGAACACAUGACAAGGGAAGAGAUGUUAUCAGUGUUUCACACGGGACACGAAUCUGUACCAGCGUACGAAGUUGUUCCUGUGUUACAUUCGGUGCACAAAAGGAGUAUACAAGAAAAACCGGAGAUACAUUUGAAGGCCUUUGGGAAGGACAUCAGUCUGUCGCUGAAACCCACGGAAGGGUUGUUCGCAGCGGACCAUUUGCCCAUGUGGACCGUAACGAAGAAUGCGUCGCAACCUGAUGGCCUCCGCUACGAGAAGGUGACGGAUGCUGACAUAGGUAUCGGUGACAUCUAUCAAGACACGACGAACAUGGCGUCUAUUUUGCUGCACCAGGACGCAAAUGGGAAAGUGCUCGUUGAUGGCAACAUUGGUUCAGAACUGGUGAUUCGGCCACUGCCAGACCGUGUAUUAAAUGAAUUAGUAAGUAAGAAUACAAGUUUUAACGAUGCCGAAUUACUGCCAAAUGUAACGAGAAGAAAAGAGGACUUGAAGAGGACGAGUCAUCAUAUAGUUUUCAAAAAAAUGACGCGUUCAAACGGCGAUCGAUACAGCGAUUUUACGCUGAUGGAACCCGACCAUUUGGCCAAGAAAUACAGAUCGAAGCGCUCGGUCGGUGAUAGAAGAAAGAGGGAAGCACCAUACGUCAUCUAUCCGGAAAUCCUUUGUAUCGUGGACUAUGAUGGAUACAGAUUGCACGGAGGUGACAAUGUACAGAUAAAAAGGUAUUUCGUGUCCUUCUGGAACGGGGUAGAUUUAAGGUACAAGUUGUUGAAGGGUCCAAAAAUUCGCAUCAGCAUCGCGGGAAUAAUUAUCUCAAGGGGAAGAGAUGCAACACCGUACUUGGAAAGAAAUCGCGUUGGAAGAGACGCGAUCGAUUCAGCGGCUGCGCUGACAGAUAUGGGCAAAUACCUCUUCCGGGAGAGAAGACUUCCGGUCUACGACAUUGCGGUCGCCGUCACAAAAUUAGAUAUGUGCAGGAGGCAAUACGCGAAUGACGUGUGCAAUAGAGGAACAGCAGGAUUCGCAUACGUGGGUGGAGCUUGUGUUGUAAACAAGCGUCUGGAAAAAGUGAAUUCUGUCGCCAUCAUCGAGGAUACAGGAGGAUUUAGCGGAAUUAUAGUCGCAGCCCACGAAGUUGGCCAUUUGCUGGGUGCAGUUCACGAUGGUUCACCGCCGCCCAGUUACCUCGGAGGACCCGGUGCCGAGAAAUGUUACUGGGAGGAUGGCUACAUCAUGAGCGACCUUAGACACACCGAAAAAGGAUUUAAAUGGUCUCACUGUAGUGUGUCGUCGUUUCAUCACUUCCUAAACGGUGAUACAGCAACGUGUUUAUACAACGCACCCCACGAAGACGAAGCACUUCCUCGAGUUUUACCUGGGAAACUCCUCUCGUUGGAUGCACAGUGUAGGAAAGAUCGUGGAACGAGCGCUUGUUUCAAAGACGAGAGAGUUUGCGCUCAAUUAUUUUGCUUCGAUGCUGGUUCAGGAUACUGCGUGGCAUAUCGUCCGGCAGCUGAAGGCUCUCCCUGUGGAGAUGGUCAGUAUUGUCUGAAUGGAAAAUGCGUAGCAGAACACGAAAACAUUAUACCAGAUUAUACACAAAAUAUCCCAACGUAUGUGCGCCGGGACGGCACUUACAACCCCACAGCCCAUAAUCGGCCCAUGUUCGCCCAAUACAACAACACAGAUUACAGGUAUCCGUGGGAAUCGACGACACAGAGCACGCCACAAUCAAAAUCUAAAUAUUCUUCACCGUCGUCGUCGUCGAGUUUCUUCUCGUCGACGAGCAAUCCUAAACGCGUCACGUCAUUUGCAACCUCUGCAACGAGCAAAUACACGUAUACGACUGCCAGUUAUUUGUACGCCAAUAAAUACAAGACUAAACUUAACAAUAGUAACGAUAGUUAUAGUAGAAACGGCAAUGGUAGCGCAACAACUAGAAGAUACACGAAUAAUUUGUAUUAUACAGUUAGCCCUUUCUCAAAGGUCACCAACGACCUAAAUUAUCGAAAAAUUAGCCCGUUCAAACGUAAGAAUACAGUGAGCACGAUGUCGUUUCCGUCAACAACCAAAGGAGAUGAAAAUGGGCCUCAAAGUGAUGCUCGUGGACCAGAGGGCGAUGAGUGUACGGACGUGGGGUCAGAUUGCGCGGAGCUGAUUGACAGGAUGAGAACAUGGCUGUGCCACUUGCAAUCCAUAAAGGGUCGCUGUUGCGCGUCACUGAAGACGAUUUGCACCGCUUGAUAUCGGCGCUGCAACCGACAUUGGAAUCGUUUUGAUACUUGGCCUGGCCAACCCCCGAGCUAAGAUCCUGACAUCGGAACGCGUUCGUCCUGCAACCUGCACUCACCACGCGUUCAGCUCAUCGAGCAGAAACCUCGAAAAUUGGGAAAUCGUGUACUUUUUCUCUCCCUUUUCCUCGAUCCGUCCACCUGUAAGGAGGUUUCACGAUUUCCGGAGGACCUUUUAUCGAAGUUCUAAAUACAGAACUUAAACAAGUGCAAUCCCGUUCAAUUAAGUAGUUACGCAUCACUGUGUGUUACCCAGAUAUAACUUUCUUCCUCCUCCUCCUUUUCUUCUUUCUUUUUCUUUCUCUUAUUUCUUUUUUUUUCACGCUAGUACCACAACAGCUUUGUACAGUUGGCAAGUAAUUAAAAGCGUCUAGCGCCAUGAAAACCCUUUCACCCCCUAUUGUCCGAUCAUCGGACGGAUGUUCGUUCGAUGCACGUGAUCACGAUGGAGAGACUUGUAUCGUGUUAGGAAUCCCAUUGUAUGGUGCAACGCGUGCAACGCAAGAACAAACUUCCCUAAGAAAUCAUGCAAAAUUGUAGAACGCAAGAAGACAAAUAAAAUGGUGAUUAUACGUACCAGCA